AUGCAAAAUAUUCCAUCGAGUAUAAACGUGAGACCAACGCCUUAUUUCUCAGACUCCCCGGUAUCCCUUGGAUCAGCAGGCUCGCCGCUCGGGAUCCAGCCGGCGGACGCUCCUUCACCCAUAAACUUUCCUGCUCCAGGGGAGAGCAUGGCCGACACCUCGACCCUGUCGCCGGAGGCUAACAUGCCGAGCUCGCCGGGCUGCCCCGUGGUCAAAGUGAAAAGCGAGUAUCUGCUAGGCAUCCCGAGUCCAGGGACACCGCGAGACCCUCUUCGCGGGACCGGGGCGGCAAGUGGCUUGGAGGCUCGUGAUACAACAUGUCCGGACCGUGCGUCGCCCGAUUCAGUCUUCCCGGAUGCCACUUCGAUGGUCAGCUACCGAGUCGUCGAAGAACAACAACAACAGCAGCAGCAGCAACAGCAGCAACAGCAACAACACUAUCAACAACAGCAGCAGCAGCAGCAACAACAACAACAGCAGCAGCAGCAGCAACAACAGCAACAGCAUCAACAACAACGUUCCGGUACACCGGUACCAACCAGACUGUCGCCUUAUUCGCCGAUGCAAGCGGUCUCCACGACUCCGAUGCCCCAGGAAGCGACUUCGAGGAGCGACAGCCCCGACAAGGGUGAUCUAUCGUCGGCGCAGACCAAGGAGGAGUCGGACAACUCGGUUUUCGACGGAGGAGGUGGCGGUGGUAGCGGCGGUGGCGGUCGUUCAGAGACCUCCAGUCAACCUAGUCACCGGAGCAGCCCGUCUUCGCAGUACAGCCCUAACCAGAGUAUGAGCCCUAGCGCGAGUAGCACGCACGUCAGUCAACAACAGCAGACGCCGCAAACGCCGCUGAGACCGCGAGUGCCCUCGGUGCCGCCUCACCUUCUGGCUCAUCAUCAAUUCUGGUCGCAAAACAACGGUAUACAGGGGUUCGCCACGCAAAGGCUACUGAACGGGGUCAUCAGCAGCGCCGUUAAUUACGGGCAGAACGUGGCGGUCGCGUCCACUAGCAGCGGCACGAGUCUCAGCAGUAACACAGGGAGCAGCGGGAAUGGGGCAACUUCCACGAGUACAGGGGCAACUAGUACAGCUUCCUCGUGCGAAACGAUGAAACCACCGGCGCAAAGGCCCGCGCCAGCGCCCCCGAGACCACCUCCCACCGUCAUCAUGGGCGAGAUCGGUGGUGUCCGAACGAUGAUAUGGUCGGCACCACCGUUGGACCCCGUACCACCGCCGGCGGCCUCGUGGACGACCACCGCCGCCGCGGCUUCCUGUUCCUCCUCCGAAGAGUCGGCUGCCCAGCUACUCCUGAACCUCGGCCAGGAGUCCAGGGGCAAGCCGCCUUCCGUUUCCUAUUCUUCCGGCCCGCCGCUCAACAUGGAGAGGUUAUGGGCCGGCGACAUGACGCAGUUACCGGCCGCGCAACAGAUGCAGGCGCUCAACUUGACUGCUUCCGGGUCCGGACAAACAUGGGAAAGGAACGGGGGAGGGGUGAUUAAGUCUGAGACGGCGUCGCAGUCGAUGUCGGUUGCUCCACCAGCACCGCCGAUGCCGCCUCAAGAACACGAGGAGGACGAAACGCCUAUGAUAUGUAUGAUUUGCGAGGACAAGGCUACCGGUUUGCACUACGGUAUCAUCACGUGCGAAGGGUGUAAAGGUUUCUUCAAAAGGACUGUACAAAAUAGGCGAGUAUACACAUGCGUAGCAGAAGGAGGUUGCGAAAUCACGAAGGCCCAGAGGAACAGGUGUCAAUACUGCCGUUUCAAAAAAUGUAUUGAACAGGGCAUGGUUCUUCAGGCGGUCCGAGAGGACCGCAUGCCGGGCGGAAGGAAUUCUGGCGCUGUGUAUAACCUUUACAAGGUGAAGUACAAAAAACACAAGAAGAGCAACAAAACAAGCGGAGUAGGUGGCAGCAUGGGUGGCAUAAGUAGCGGCGGUAACAUUGGCGGUGUUAACGGGUCGGGAUCCCUUGGUGGUAGCAAAAGCACCAUGGGCUCGACGAUGCUUGACAAACACAUGGCUGUAGCCGCAGUCGCUCACCAUAGCCAACAGCAGCAUGUCCAGCUAGCUGGUGGCUUCCUUCAUCAUCACAAGAUCUCGUCGGGCGACCCGCUCAACUCGCAAUCUACCACCAGCCACUCAAGUCACCCAGCGCAUUCAGGCCACCUCGUCAACGGGACAAUCCUGAAGACGGCGCUCACCAAUCCUUCCGAAGUGGUACAUUUACGGCAGAGGUUAGACAACACAGUCAGCAGUUCCAGGGAUCGAUCUUUUCCCUUCGACGCAACCGUUGCUAUGAUCCAGUCCUUGAUAGACUGCGACGAGUUCCAAGACAUCGCUACAUUGAGGAACUUGGACGAGCUACUGGACCAUAAAUCAAACUUAAGCGACAAGCUGUGUCAGAUAGGAGACAGCAUAGUGUACAAGUUGGUGCAGUGGACCAAGAGGUUACCGUUCUACCUUGAGCUACCGGUCGAAGUUCACACGACGUUGCUCACCCACAAGUGGCACGAGAUCCUGGUGCUGACCACAUCCGCCUAUCAAGCGAUACAUGGUCAGCACAAGUUCUCCAACGUCGGUAGCGACGUGAUGGGAGCGGAUUUUAUGCAAGAAGUAAUUACGUAUAUACAUAUACUUUUCUUUCGU
Molecule: messenger RNA, 2640 nt
Organism: Heterotrigona itama
Lineage: Eukaryota; Metazoa; Arthropoda; Insecta; Hymenoptera; Apidae
Source: the annotation of a GenBank genome assembly